Molecule: messenger RNA, 684 nt
Organism: Beauveria bassiana ARSEF 2860
Lineage: Eukaryota; Fungi; Ascomycota; Sordariomycetes; Hypocreales; Cordycipitaceae
Product: YhhN family protein
Exons: 1
Coding region: 1-684 (227 amino acids)
Cellular component (GO): membrane
Source: RefSeq, a predicted model, not a curated record
AUGGAGCCUCGCAUGUCUACCGAUAUCGAUACCACAAGCGCGCUUUUGCAAGGCCUAUCCGUUGGCGCCGCCAUUAUUUGGGCCCUCAAAGUACACGAGCCACCCAAUCCUUUACGUUUCCUUGCCAAAUUUCUCUCCGUCUCCCUACUCUCCCUUCUCGCUUUUCUACGCGGAGCUCCGACGCCUCUUGUUCUUGCACUCGGGCUUUCCUCCUUGGGGGAUGCGUCUCUUGCGCUCGGCCGAGGGAGCGCAACACUUCUUGGCGCCAUUGUCAAUUUUCUGAUCGCUCACGUCUUCUACAUUGCGCUUUUCCGUCAUCAUGGUGCCAAUUUUGCACUUCUUUUUGGGGACAGGUAUCGCUUGCUUCUAAGUGUGGUGACGUUUGCCCACGGUUGUGUUGCGAGUUACCUCAUCUUGCCUCGAGUGAAAGGCAGUAUACGGCUACCGUGCGCUGUGUACGUCGGCGUGUUAGUGACCAUGGCGCUGUACGCAUAUGCCAUGCCCAGCAGCCAAAUUGCUUUUGGUGGUGCUAUUUUUGUUGUUUCUGAUACUCUGAUUGGCGUGAACCGAUUUUAUUUCAACGAUGAGUCGGCCUACAGACUUCUUAUUGAGCAAACUAUCGCGGUGUUUUAUUACUCUGCACAGUUUCUGAUUACUAGUGGAGGCUUGAAUUUACUGGCUUGA